AAAUUACGAGUACGAAUAAAAGAAAUUGUGCAUGCUGGGUCGAAGCCGGGUACAAGUAAAGGUGAAACUGUGAAAGAUGUUGAUAAACAAACUGACUGUUUUCAGGCCGGUUUUUGGAGCAAUAAGAGCGAUGACAGCAUCAUCAAAUGAUGGCAGCAACAACAUUUUGAUACAAAAAUGUGAAAGAAUUAUGAGAAUUACUAUAAAUCGACCAGAGAAGAGAAAUGCUGUUAAUCCUGAAACUGCUACAGAAUUGUUUCAGGCUUUCAAAAACUUUGAGGAAGACGAAGAUUCCCUGGUAGCAAUUUUACAUGGAACAGGUGGCAAUUUCUGUGCAGGAUAUGACUUGACAUCUCUAGCAAAUACUGAAACAGUGCCAUCAUUUGAAGAACCAUUAGUUAAUAGUCAGGGUCCAAUGGGACCAUCAAGGAUGUGUUUUAGCAAGCCAGUUAUUGCAUGUAUUGAAGGUUAUGCUGUAGCGGGUGGCCUUGAACUUGCCUUAAUGUGUGACCUUCGUGUUGUGGACGAGUCAGCAGUACUAGGGGUAUUCUGUAGACGGUUUGGUGUACCGUUGUUGGAUGGUGGUACUGUGAGAUUACAGAAGUUAAUUGGUCUCUCUAGAGCUAUGGAUCUUAUAUUGACAGGUAGAAGUGUGUCUGCACAGGAGGCAGGUGAAAUGGGUCUAGCCAAUGUGGUAGCAAAGACUGGAUCAGGUUUAUCAGUGGCAAUGAAUUUAGCAGGUUCAUUGUUGAAGUAUCCUCAGCGCUGCAUGAAUGCAGAUAGACAAUCAGCAUAUUAUGCUGCCUACAACGCAAGUUCACAACAAGAUGCUCUAAAAUAUGAAUUUGAAAAUGGAGUAAAAGUGCUUGCUGAAGAAUCUAUACCAGGUGCCAAAAGGUUCACAGAAGGGAUAGGAAAACACGGGUCUUUCAAAUUGUAUAAACCAACUAAACCUAAGUUGUGAUAUCAAGUAUAAUAAGAUAUCUAAGCUUAUUUUUAAAAUGUCAUGCUUUUAAUGUUCAAAUAAAAUUAAUAAAUUUUAU
Ruditapes philippinarum (Manila clam) is the source of this 1043-nucleotide messenger RNA. RefSeq names its product enoyl-CoA hydratase EchA19-like. Gene Ontology annotation, molecular function: catalytic activity. NCBI's taxonomy places the organism in Eukaryota, Metazoa, Mollusca, Bivalvia, Venerida, Veneridae. The transcript has 8 exons. Bases 77 to 964 code for a protein of 295 amino acids. The record is from RefSeq and is a predicted model, not a curated record.